AUAUGCUUUCGGCCUUUGCUUUUGUUGACCGCCCAAUUUACUUCUAUUCCGCGGUCCAUACAGACCAUACCACAUUAUCGCGGUCUUCAUACGACCAAAAUGGUUUGGGGAACCACGCACGUCCAAAAAUACUUCAACAGACAGCUGGCUCCGUCCUGCGCUUUGAUUGCAAUAUCGAGUUUCAACUUUGUUUUCGACGACCAGGGUUAUGCGACCGCCCAGGCUAUGGAUGUCUUUGAGCACCGGUUUGGAGGUACACGCGAAGACGAAGUCAUGGGGUCUGGAAGCACGCUGGCUUUCAAUGUUCAAUGGGCCUCCCCGGAUUUGCUUGUGGUGUCAUGAUUGGUACUUUGGUGAGCGCUCGGUUUGGCCGUCGAAUGUGCAUGUUUGAGUGAUCUGUUACCCGGUACGUGAUUCCCCAGAUCGGCACAUGGUUACUAGAUGUGCCAUACGCCAAUUUGCAAUCGAAAGUCGGAUUUAACUACGGCAGUGCUGCCGCUUGCUGGAUUAUCUUCACCUACUUUUGCGUUCCUGUGUAGAGACAAGUCAUUCGAGCAAGUAGACCAGCUCCUUCUACGUUCUAGCUUCUUUUAUCUCCCUCGUCUUUCUGUUUCCUUUUCCUCAUCCGCC
Amorphotheca resinae ATCC 22711 is the source of this 630-nucleotide messenger RNA. RefSeq lists its product as hypothetical. NCBI's taxonomy places the organism in Eukaryota, Fungi, Ascomycota, Leotiomycetes, Helotiales, Amorphothecaceae. Bases 100 to 342 code for a protein of 80 amino acids. The transcript is spliced from 2 exons. The record is from RefSeq and is a predicted model, not a curated record.